AUGGCGGACGUCCGGUCCAAGGCAAUGAUCCCGAGUUGGACCCAGCAGACCCCCGCUCCUCCCACGAAAGCUAUCGACAAGCCCGCACCUCGUGUAGGCAAGCGUGAUGCCCCCAAGGAGGCUCCCAGCCAGCCCCGUCCCGGCCAGAACUCUCGCCGUGGUAACAACUUCUCUGGCAAUGAGGCCGCUUUCCGUGACCGCAACGCUGGUCGCAACCAGAACCGCGAGAAGCCCACCGAUGAGAGGGAAGGUGGUGCCCGCCGUGGUGGACGUGCCCGUACCGACCGUCAGUCCCGUACCGGCCAGACCGACUCUGGAAAGAAGGUGAACCAGGGCUGGGGUGGCCAGAGCGGCGAGAAGGAAUUGGACGAUGAGCGCGCCGGUGAGAAGAUCGCCCAGGCCGACGAGAACGAGCCCCAGACUCCCGCCGAGGAGGCCGAGCCUGCUGACAAGGCCAAGUCGUAUAACGACUACCUUGCUGAGAAGGCCGCUGCCGGUGACUUCAGCGCCAAGCCCGUCCGUGCCGCCAACGAGGGCUCCAAGGCUGACUCCAAGUGGGCCAGCGCCAAGGAAUUCAAGCGUGAGGAGGAUGAGAACUACAUCAAGGGUAGCUCCGAGAAGGCCAAGCGUGAGAAGGCUCGCAAGGAGAAGAACGUCCUUGAGGUCGACAUGCGCUUUGUUGAGGCCCCCCGUGGCAACAGCGGUCCCCGUGGCCGUGGUGGUCGUGGCGGACGUGGUGCCCGUGGUGGCCGUGGCAACGGUCCCCGCGGCGGUGAGCGCACUGAGCGCAGCGCUCCUGUCACCGUGGACGAGAAGAACUUCCCCAGCCUUGGCGGCAAUUAA
Aspergillus bombycis is the source of this 843-nucleotide messenger RNA. RefSeq names its product putative telomere and ribosome associated protein Stm1 (gene stm1). Gene Ontology annotation, cellular component: cytoplasm; nucleus. Gene Ontology annotation, molecular function: RNA binding. The transcript has 4 exons. Bases 1 to 843 code for a protein of 280 amino acids. Lineage: Eukaryota; Fungi; Ascomycota; Eurotiomycetes; Eurotiales; Aspergillaceae. The record is from RefSeq and is a predicted model, not a curated record.